Messenger RNA from Bombus pyrosoma, 878 nucleotides. RefSeq lists its product as uncharacterized. NCBI's taxonomy places the organism in Eukaryota, Metazoa, Arthropoda, Insecta, Hymenoptera, Apidae. The record is from RefSeq and is a predicted model, not a curated record. The coding region runs from base 8 to 439 and encodes 143 amino acids. The transcript has 2 exons.
AUCCUCCAUGUCAGAUGUUCCCGUGCGAGCUGUACAACGCAAGAGGAAGAGGAAGCGACGUAAAAAAUACGUGAAUAGUUCAAGAAAACGUGGUCGACGCGGAGGUAUGAAGCGCCGCGAACGAAGGUUGAAAAUGCUGAAGGAGUUGCUUUCCACUCAGGUUGGCACCGCGCCCCCCUCAUCGGCGUCAUGUCCCGACAACUCCCCAAUCGUUGACCCGACUCCGUCUGACAAGGAAAACGUCGAGCCCUCACCGAGGUCUCCUCCCUUCAAGGUCCUCGAUACCGAUGACCGUGCCAAGGUUCGCCCGCUUGAGGAUGCUCCCGGCGAAAUCCCGGAGGCCCACAUGCGCCAACAUUCCUCUGGUCAGGGGGGAACUUCCCCGUCGCACGUUCCCGGUGUAUCAACUGUCACGUCCCGCGACCCGCACGACCCGUAGCUCGAAAGUAAUAUUGAUAAUUUUUUUCAAAUCAAAGUAAUUUAAAACGUUUGUUUGAAACCGUGUUUACAACAUUUGAAGUGUAAGUUGCAGUUAAAGCGGCUAAAAGCUAUAUCUUGCCAAAACUUAUCCAAUUAUGUAAUUAUAACGAUAUUAAAACAAUUUAAAUUGUAAACAAAGUCGGCAGUUGAAUAAACGUUGGGGAUCUUGCCAAACAUUUUCAAAACAAAAACCCCGACGCUUUUUCAUCUCCGACAGAUAUAAAUGUAGCGACUCGGAAAAAUCAGUAACUAUAAUUACUGUUCGUCAAGCGAAUAAUUACCAUUCGAAGAGUUAGUUAUCAUUUUGUCAACCGAAGAAUUUUAUAUCCGUCAGUCUGUCAGUCAAUUGUCAAUAUCGAAAUCGUGUAAGAUUUGAAUAAAUCAUCACAUAUUGUUAA